GGCGAGGCAGCGCGUGGGCGAGGCGGGCGCUUUUGCAGCGAGUGUCGUCUUGAAUUGAGCGGGCGAGCGAGUUGCUGGUGCUGGUGCUGGUGCUGGAGAGAACCCCUGCUGGGCUGGCCUUGUGGGAACGAUGUGGUGGGAAUGGGGGGCGCUGAGUGGUUGGGCGGGCCAGGCGCUAAUCAACGGGCCAGACGCAGGUGGUAGUGGGUGGGGAGGAUGGGCACUGCAGACAGCGAGCGAAGCAGUGCAGAAGAAAAGGGCGACAGUCUGUCUGCGAGGUUCUGUUGCUUGCAGUAUAGCUACGUCUAGAGCGCUUUGGGGAGGGCGCGUGCCGUCACCUACACCAGAACCGUGACUGACGACAGGGGCGCCUUCUCGACGGACUAUAUGCACUUUGCACUCCAAUCUAAUAAGCACAUGAGGGCUGCGUCGUUGCGGG
Bipolaris sorokiniana ND90Pr is the source of this 439-nucleotide messenger RNA. RefSeq lists its product as uncharacterized. The transcript has 2 exons. NCBI's taxonomy places the organism in Eukaryota, Fungi, Ascomycota, Dothideomycetes, Pleosporales, Pleosporaceae. The record is from RefSeq and is a predicted model, not a curated record. The coding region runs from base 131 to 355 and encodes 74 amino acids.